AUGAAAGCUAAAGCCUCCUAAAUUUCUCCAGAUAAAUUAUAUGCUUCACUUCUAAAAAGGAAAAGUGAGCAAGAAUAAUAAGCCCGAUUGAAGUCACCAAUCGUAAAUGCAAACAAAUAUCUAGUACCCAGCAAUAGGAAUGGAGGUGGCAAUUCAAAAAUUGAAGCCAAAAAAUCAAGGCCAGCCAGUGGAAAGGAUUUCAAAGAUGUUAGCAGUGUAUUACUCAAAAAAACUCAUGCACGUUAGAACAGCAAAUUAAUUGAAACCAAAGAAAAUUCACAUAACUUAUCUGCCAAUGCCUUGUCAAUCUUAUUAAAAAUCAAGCAGGAGAGGCCUGAAACUAAAUAACCUGUAAUUUAGUAAAACAAAGAUCUAUUCAAUCAACAAGGCAUUUCUAAAAAAUACCAGAAAUUAAUGGAAAUGACUAAGCAACAAUAACAAUCCAUAGUUAAAUCGAAAUUAUUUAAAGGACCUCGUUCAAUUAGUAAUCCUGAUAUUUCAAACUUGCACCUCUAUAUAGCAAAAGCAAAUGGAUUGAGUGCUCCUGGAAUGCUUUACAAUGGUUAAACUAAAACCAAUUAGGACAUCUACAAACUAAUCAACAAAUUUAACAACAAAGAAAAUGAUUGGUAUAUUUAAGUUUCAGAUGGACAUGGCACAAAUGGCCACUAAGUAGCUCAAUUCCUACAAUAAGUAUUACCUUCCUUCAUUGAAUAAGGAAUCUAGGCCAUUUCAUCCUGUUAUGAUAGAGAUAAAUAAGUUAACACAAUCCUCAAAAACUGUUUUUUAUAAACCAAUGAAGAAUUACUUGAAAGUGGAAUUGAUGUCACUUACUCAGGUGCAACCACUGUAACAGUAAUCUCCUUUGAAAAUGUAUUAUACUGUGCCAAUAUUGGUGAUAGUAGAGCAGUUAUAGGAAGAUUCGAUAAUAAAUUGUCGGUAAUUGAAUUGUCGAAAGAUCAUAAACCUGAUUGUUUUCUAGAGUAAGCCAGAAUCAUUCAAAGAGGAGGUCGUGUGCAAGCAUAUAGUGAUGAAGAUGGCAAUCCAGUUGGACCUGCUAGAGUUUGGAAAUCUGAUGAGGAUGUCCCUGGUUUAGCUAUGUCAAGAAGUUUUGGUGAUUAUGUUGCUAGUUAAGUUGGUGUGAUUUGUGAGCCUGAAAUAAUAAAACAUUCACUUUUGCCUUUGUGA
Paramecium tetraurelia is the source of this 1188-nucleotide messenger RNA. RefSeq lists its product as uncharacterized. Gene Ontology annotation, biological process: protein dephosphorylation. The record is from RefSeq and is a predicted model, not a curated record. The transcript has 3 exons. Gene Ontology annotation, molecular function: protein serine/threonine phosphatase activity. Lineage: Eukaryota; Ciliophora; Oligohymenophorea; Peniculida; Parameciidae.